AUGAAGGUCGCUAUCGUAGGCGGAUCAGGGGAGACUGGCACCGCUAUCAUCAACGCUCUUUUUGAGUCUGAAAUCCCAGACUUGAAAAUCAUCGCCCUUGUCCGACCCGCUUCCGUCAAGAAACCCAACGUUGUCGCCCUCGAGAAGAGGGGAGUUGCUAUCGCCAGUGUUGACCUGGAGGGCCCCAAAGCUGAGCUUGUCAACGUCCUUAAGGACGUCGACGUCCUGAUCUCGACUAUCCACGUCAGCGGACUGGGAAGCCAGAUUCCCCUCGCCGACGCCGCCAAGGCCGCCGGCGUGAAGCGAUUUGUUCCCUGCUUCUUCGCCACCGUCGCGCCUCCCAAGGGCGUGUUAACACUGCGCCAGCUGAAAGAAGAAGCUCUCCUCCACGCAAAGAAGAUUUCCCUCCCCUACACCGUCAUUGACGUCGGCUGGUGGUACCAACUCAGCAUCCCGCGCCUCCCCUCUGGGCGUAUCGAUUCCGCGACGCCUUUGCCGGUCAACUUCAUCGCCGGAGAUGGCAACACUCCAUCUGCGUUGACGGAUGUGAGAGACGUCGGAAGGUUCACUGCUCGCAUCAUCGCCGAUUCUCGCACCAUUAACAAGAUGGUUUUCGUCUAUGGUGCCGUUCUCUCCCAGAAUCAGAUCUUCGACAUGCUGGACAAGAUGAGUGGCGAGAAUACCAAGCGUGAUUACAUGUCUGUUGAGGCUAUGGAAGCCGUUCUGGCUGAAUCUCUGACAGUGGGUGCCAUUAAGGAAAAUGCUUUUGAUCACAGGAUGAAGAUCUUUUACGAGUACUGGUACUCGAUGGGCGUGCGAGGAGACAAUACCCCAGAGUAUGCCGAGUUUCUCGGGUACAUUGACGGGACUAAGCUGUACUCAGAGUUUAAGCCCAUCGCCUUCGAGACUUUCCUCGGAGAAGUUCUUGAUGGGAAAUCGAUUUCCAUUUAUGACAGUCUCAAGGAUGAUUUGCGAUAG
Messenger RNA from Colletotrichum gloeosporioides, 978 nucleotides. RefSeq lists its product as uncharacterized. The transcript has 4 exons. The coding region runs from base 1 to 978 and encodes 325 amino acids. Lineage: Eukaryota; Fungi; Ascomycota; Sordariomycetes; Glomerellales; Glomerellaceae. The record is from RefSeq and is a predicted model, not a curated record.